Molecule: messenger RNA, 1596 nt
Organism: Trichomonas vaginalis G3
Lineage: Eukaryota; Parabasalia; Trichomonadida; Trichomonadidae
Exons: 1
Coding region: 1-1596 (531 amino acids)
Source: RefSeq, a predicted model, not a curated record
AUGUGGGGUAAUUAUCAGUACACAAUUGAUCAGAUUAUUAGCUUUUACCAGAACUCUGAAUGCCCAGUAGAUAACUUUUUGUUCGGUCCUGUUUUUUCAGAAGAAGCUUUCCUUCCUUACACAUAUGAAGAAUUAUGUUCAGUUGAACUCACAUGGGAGCGUAAAAAGAAGGUCAAACAACAAGUAGAAGAACCUGCUCCACCACAAUUACAACCUGCCAUUCGUACAAAUCAAAAGCAACAAGUAGAUCAGCCGACCAUACCUUCAGACACAGACAAUGAUGAAGAAGAGGAUCCAAUUGAUGACAUUCUUGACGAUGGUAUGCCAUUAUUCCGUGCGCCAGGCUUUGCAAGAAAAGUUCAACCACCUGAGCAUCCCGAAAUGGUAUUUCCAGAAUCAACUUUCGGAGAAAAGCCAGUUGAAGAGCAGAAGGAGGAAGGUGAAAAGGAAGAAGCCUUCAAGAUGACACCUAGAGUCAAGACCGCAAUUUUCGCUCCAGUUAUUAAGGUCAGAGAAGGCUUCUUACCCCCUGAAGCUCCUGAUGUCAACAUAGAGGAAAUGAAGAAAGAGAAAGAUGAGCGCGGAAAAGCGAACUACAUGAAGAUGCUCGAGCAAAUCAAAGCUCACGAAGAAGCAGAAGCAGAGCGCAAGAAGAAAGCAAAGAAGGUUAAGAAAGUCAAGAAAGUUAAACCUGCAAAAACAGCAAAACCCGGAAAAUCAUCCAAAAAAUCAAAUAAAGAAGAAGAGCCACAAAAUAAUACCGCCGAAAUACCUGUUGAAAAGCGUGUUGAACAAUUUAUCAACAACGCUAAGAAGAAAAUGGCUGAUCAGAAUAAUAUCGAAGAUGAACAGCCAAAAGUCACAAUCAAAGCUGGCAAGAUCAUCAAGAUGGACCAUGUACCAGAUCUCGGAGCCAUUCUCGAUGAAGAAGAGAAGGCAGCCGCAGAAGCGAAGAAAGAAGCCGAAUUAAACGCUCCGAAACCCAAAGUUGAGCACAUACCCCGCAAGUUACUUCCUGAGGACGAGUUAGUAGAAGAAGAUGUACCAGAAGAUGACGGAAAGAAGAAGAGGAAGAAGAGGAAAGUCAAAGUUAUUAUAUCUCCACGUAUCAAGCAAGGCGAAACCGAAGUUUUCACAGAGGAAGACUACGAGAAUGUUGUUUACGGUACAAUCAGGAAGAAAGAAAGUGAAAUUAUGCUUGAUGCCGAAAAAGAAUUCCAAGAAAACCACAGAAUGUACGGUCAAGCACCAGUUCCAACAAUGUUACAGUUAAAGCAACGUGAAACAGAAGGAAAGGUUCACAGAAUUGCUAUUAGUAACAUUGUUACUGAAACUCCAAAUAAUCAACACGAAAUAACCAUUGAAAAGCCAAAGAGAUUGGUCAAUUUACCAAGAGAAAAGAUAGAACCAAUACCAUGGAUGGAGAGAGAGCUCGGAAAACACUUAGAUCAGGAAGAUGCAAUUGACAUCGCUCAGUCAGUUGCUAUUAAGUCAAAGGACAAGAUGCUUCAGGCCUUAUCUAUUGUUUUGUUCAGCGAUAAGAAGGCAAAGCUGAUUACGGAAAGAUUCUUCCACCAGUUCCCUGCUAGAUCAUAA